Messenger RNA from Drosophila obscura, 1897 nucleotides. RefSeq names its product pyridoxal phosphate homeostasis protein. The transcript is spliced from 5 exons. The record is from RefSeq and is a predicted model, not a curated record. Gene Ontology annotation, molecular function: pyridoxal phosphate binding. The coding region runs from base 119 to 883 and encodes 254 amino acids. NCBI's taxonomy places the organism in Eukaryota, Metazoa, Arthropoda, Insecta, Diptera, Drosophilidae. Gene Ontology annotation, cellular component: intracellular anatomical structure.
CUGUUUAGUUCUUGUGUAAAUUGUUUUCUGCGAUUUUACUAUUUUCAAAUUUGCAAAUUGCAAUAUACUUCAUCAGCGACUUGUUUGAUUUAACUUUAACUGUGGCGUUAAAUGUCAAAUGUUACGACGCACCAUGACGGAGUUUGACAUAAGAGCCGGUCUGCAGCACGUGUUGAAGCGUAUUGACGAAGUUCUUUUGCAGCGUCCAAAUGAAAUCCAGGCUGCAAGACCUCUCUUGGUGGCUGUCAGCAAGACGAAGCCAGCCGAAGCUAUUAUAGAGGCGUACGACUCUGGCCAGCGGGAUUUCGGGGAAAACUACGUGCAGGAGUUGGUGGAGAAGAGCCAGCACCCGGACAUAGUGGCUAAGUGCCCCGCCAUCAAAUGGCACUUCAUCGGUCACCUGCAGAACAACAAAAUCAACAAGAUACUCUCUCUGCCUAAUCUGCAUAUGAUCCAAACCGUAGACAGCGAGAAGCUUGCUACCAGGCUAGAUGCCGCCUGGGCAAAGUUGAAACCAGCCUCAGAGUCACCGCUCCGGGUUCUCAUUCAAAUCAAUACCAGCGGUGAAGAGGCUAAGAGCGGCAUCGGAAUGAAUGAAGCGCCAAAGCUCUACCAGUUCAUCAGGAACAACCUGAAGCAUCUGCAACUGGUGGGCAUUAUGACCAUUGGAGCUUUUGGCUUCGACUACAGCACAGGGCCAAAUCCAGACUUUGUCUCGCUCAUGCAAGUGCAUCGCUCCGUCUGCGAGGCCAACUCCUUGACCCCCGACUCCGUGCUCGUCUCCAUGGGCAUGUCAAACGACUAUGACAGAGCGAUCGAAAUGGGCAGCACCGUGGUACGUGUCGGUUCAUCUAUUUUCGGACAUCGCGCUGUCAAGGCAUAAGGCGAUCGUCGGCGAGGAAGGAAUGCGCUUUCGGGUGUCUGCCCGAAUACAGUUGUUUCCCAAUGACGUCCAACCUCCCAACUAUCCCAAAAAAAUCCAAGCGAUGCGUAGUCUCCAUGUAUCGUCUAUAUAUCAGAUGGAGAUACUAGUAUGUGCACAUAAAUAUAUAUAUAUUUAUAUAUAAAUAUAUAUAUAUAUAUGUAUUUUGAAUUGUAGAAUUGGCAGAAUUUUUAAAAUUAGAAAAAGUUGAGAUAAACAAAUAUUAUGUAUUGGAUGUGUUAUUACCUCCCUCUCCACUGUUUGUUGACUAGCGUUGUGGGUCCAUUGUUUGCUUCCAUAAACAAUAUUUUAAAAUUUUAUAUAGAUUUGUAUAACAAGAAUCCAAAACGCCAAAUCCAUUCAUCUUGUCAAAUACGACGUAUCUAGCUUUGGUCUACCUUGGAAAAGUGAAUAGAUAUGCCGAAAUUUUCAUUAAUUUCAACAUUCCUUUUAAUAUUGCUUGCUUUAUUUUGCACUUUGUUCUAUUUUAAAUUUAGCAUACAAUCAAUGCUACAUCGGGUGUGGAAUUGUGGGCAGUUUUCUUUACAUUUUCUUGUUUUUCUUGGCCCUAUGCCAAAUUGUCUGGUUAUGCGCGAGCAUUGCAAAUGCUACGAAAGUUUUUGCUGAAAAUCACUUUCAAUGAAGCACGAAUGAAACCAAAUUCAAAAUCGAUUUCUAUUAUGUCUGAUCGAUGAAUUAUGAAUUCGUUUUUGUGUGAUCUCGCCAUUAACUGAAAAUGCGAUUGAUAUUUAUAGCAUAAACCUACAUGUGUACAAUGAUAAUUUCAUUAGAAAAUAUUUUAAACGCACAUACAAAUCACAACCAAAAUAAAUAAAUGUCUAUAAUAAUUUCCCUGGAAACCUAUCACGAUUCAAAUGCAACAGAUGACAUAUUGAGUGUUCAGACCCUUCAGCAAAAUAUAUUAUUCCUUCUAUACAAUAAAAAGAAAAAGAUUUUUUUUGUGUGACAAAUUUC